Messenger RNA from Durusdinium trenchii, 1497 nucleotides. The record is from the annotation of a GenBank genome assembly. Lineage: Eukaryota; Dinophyceae; Suessiales; Symbiodiniaceae.
AAUGUCCAAUUGUUGCGCUGUGUGUUCUGCCAUAUCUUGGACAUGUGUUGGGGUUGCCUGCUGCUUCAACAGUGUCAAAACGGCCCCUGCUACGAAGAACCGUUUCGUGCAGUUUGGAGCAUCAGACGGGGUCCUGUCACGUCAGGGAAUGCGGCGUCACAAUGUGGCGUCAGGGGGUAAUGCGGCGUCAAAGGGGCCAUGUGGCGACAGGGAAUGCGGCGCCAGAAUGCGGUGUCAGGGGGGAAUGCGGCGUCAGGGGAUGUGGCGUCAAAUGUGGCGUCAGGGAGUAAUGUGGCGUCAGGGGAGGAAUGUGGCGUCAUCUACAGUCCACAAGGCCGUACUCCAGAGUACCAGGAGACAGGUGGAGCUGCAUGCGUGCCGGAAGAAGAUUCAUGGAUUGGCCACCACUGGACAGUCUUUGAGCUGACCCGCGAAACGCCCAUGUCACCACCUCCCAGCGGAGUUCAACCGGGAGGUCGUGGUGCUCUAGUUCGAGUGUGGAACAUGUGCCCCAAGGGGAAUGCUUUCAACAGCGAGUGCAACAGUGCCAGGUUUGCCGGCCGUGGGGCUCUGCAAGCGUCCAUGAAUCCUGAAUACCGAGCCCAACGCCCCAUGAUGGAAGUGGUCCGAAGUGACGUCCUUCGUGGUGCUUUCGGCUUUGAAGAUGUGGCUUUCUCCGAUCCCAUGGACCUGGAGGCCUAUGACCGCGAGGGGCCCUACGCCAAUAUGGCUGAAGCCUCUGGCAACCAUGGCAUUGUGGAAGAGAUCAUGGCUUUCUUCGUGGCUCCGGUCUCUGGUUACUACUCCUUCCUCACCUGGGGAGACAUGGAGCAGGAUGUAUGGCUCAGCCAGUCAUCAGAUCCUGCUGAUUUGAUCAAGGUGGCCAGGAAGCUCGACUAUUCGCCUUGCAGGAGCAGCAGCAACCGCCGACGAGCUAGCUAUGCUGGAUGCAGCAUUCUCUACAACUACCGAAGUGACACCAGAUAUCACAACAUCAACCAAGAGGCCCAUCAAGGGACCAACCUUACAAGGAGUUUUGACUUCUCGGGCGAGGAUCUUGGGUACCGUACACCCACUGAGCACACCUUGUACCUCACCAAAGGUGAGCGUCGAUUUUUCCUCAAGCGCGCCAUGUUGGCGGAGGAUGCUCGCCCAGGGCACAGUUCGCGCCGCCGGCGUCGAGCGCGACAGUUCACGGGCCUUCGCAUCCAGCGGCCGGACCUCUCGGAGAAGUCCGCCGCGGAGAAGGCUGGGGGGGUGAGCUGGGCGAGCCGAAGAUGGAUGCUCCUCUUCAAGAAGAUCAUCUCGAAAGAAGAUGGCCAGUGGCGAAUCGGCUUGCGUGAGAACUUUGGAGAUGAGCCAACAUUCAGCAACUGGAUUUGGUGGAAUUUCAACGACUGGCAUGUCGCUUGGCAUUCAUGGGCGCGGUGUUUUUUUUCUUUUGCGGUUUUCUUUGUAGAGUCCUUUAGAGACAAAAGUAUCGAUCAUGAAAAAUGA